GGGCUGGACUUCACCUGAGGGCCUUCUCAGAGAUUCCCACGGCUCCGCAGGCGCGUCUUCAAUUCUGUAUCCUCUGCGUCCGUACCUGCAAGUACGUUUUUUACGCAGCCGGGUGAACACAGACGGGGACGCUAGCUCCGCUGGUCAUGGCCUAUCCGGGAUAUGGAGGAGGGUUUGGAAAUUUUAGUGGUCAGAUGCCUGGAAUGCAGAUGCUGAUGGGACAGCCAGUGCCAGGAGAAGGGCCAUAUGUGCCCCCUGGUGGAUACUUGGGAUACCCAGCUUAUUCCAACAGUUAUUCAGCGGAAGACCCCAUGUGGAGGUACUUUACUGAUGUUGCUGGACAGGAUGGUGAAGUGGAUGCAGAAGAACUUCAGAAAUGUUUGACACAGUCUGGAAUUAGUGGAACUUACUCUCCCUUCAGUUUGGAAACCUGCAGAAUUAUGAUUGCCAUGUUGGAUAGAGAUUACACAGGAAAAAUGGGAUUUAAUGAAUUCAAAGAACUUUGGACAGCCCUUAAUGGCUGGAAACAAAACUUCGUAACCAUUGAUCAAGACCAGAGUGGCACAGUGGAGCACCAUGAACUAAACCAAGCCAUUGUCGCAAUGGGUUAUAGGUUGAGUCCUCAGACAUUAAGUGCUAUUGUUAAACGUUAUAGCAAGAAUGGCAGGAUCUUCUUUGACGAUUAUGUUGCUUGUUGUGUGAAGCUUCGAGCAUUGACAGAUUUCUUUAGGAGAAGAGAUCACUUACAACAAGGGGUUGUGAAUUUCGUAUAUGAUGAUUUUUUGCAGGGCACUAUGACAAUUUGAAUGCCUAGAAUUUGAAAGCUGAAGAAAAUACUGUGAAUUUUUCUGACUGGAAGAAACAAAUUGGACUACUUUGAUUUAAAGCUUUUGGUGGGGCUUCUCCAUGUUUCUACUUGUUAAAUCUCUUCCCUUCAUUUUAUAUAUAUAUAUAUAUAUAUAUAUAUAUAUAUAUAUAUAUCACUUUAAUUUGUUAUAUAUAAAAAUAAUGUGUUUUCAUUGUAGCACACAACUCAAAACAAUAAAAGAUGUUUUUGUAUUUGGGAUGUUUCUGCUUUUAGAAAAGUUACCACUUUAUGGAUAUCUGUAUGUCAUCAAAUAUUGCUAUAUGAUUAAUUGAUGUAAAUAUCUCUUAACCUUAAUUUUUAAGAUUAUAUAUAUAAGAAGCCAAAUGAUAAAAGCCUAUAUGAAACUAAUUUAUACUUACCUGCAGGUUACAAAUUUUACUUUCAAUUUUUGUUGGGAUUUGUAGGCAAGCUAGAAGGGCAAUCCCGGAUUUUGUGCCACAGUCAUAAUGGGGUUCAUUCUUAAUCACAUUAUUAGAGAACAGAAACUCACAAGUCUUUGUGAAGAAGGACACUGUAGUUCCUAAAACUUUAUUUUAAAUUGCCUUAGGUGGGCAAUAAAAUAAUAUAUAGUGAAAUAAGACUAUAGGAGGCAUGAUUUUUCCUUUUUUAUUCUUUACAUACUUUUUUCAGUGUGUUUUGUUGGCAUCUAUGGAAAAAAGUUUUUAAACAACUUUUCUCUCUGCGCUUUAAUUUGUUACUGAAGACACAGAUUACCUAAAAUGGCAUCUUUUGCUAAAUCUAGAUUUUUCUGGAAAUGAUACAUUUUAAUGAAAUGUCAACAUUUAGAUUUUCUGUUAAACUUAAUUGUUGUUUAUAUAUGAUGCCAACUGUUCACAACGUUAGAAAAAGUCAAGCGAUAUACCACUUUGCUUAAAUAUUCAGAAAUUAUAAAUCUGACUUUCCUGACAGUAUUCGCUGGUGGUUUGGGCGUUAGGAAGCCAGUAAGUCUUUCCGCAUCUGUGGGGUGUGGAGCAUCGCAGACGCCCAGCCACGUUUCUGAGUGAGAGCACUCUUGCAGUUGCAAAGUUGGGUCACCAGGUUUUUAGCCUUUAAAAUCCCCGGUGUAAGCUGUUAUAAUUAAGCCAGCCCCUUUUUUGGCAAAACCUUAAGUUCUUCUUAAUGAAGAUUUAGUAAAACACAUAUUUUUCUUACACGUGAACUGAAGAUCUUCUCCAGAUUAAAUGUGAAUACAGUAGUCCCCCUGAUCCAUCCAGGUGGAUGCAUUCCAAGACCCACCAAUGAUGCCUAAAACCAGAAAUAGUACCUAACUCUCUUUAUACUAUGUUUUUUCUGUAUAUACACAUCUGUGGUAAAGUUUAGUUUAUAAAUUAAACGCAGUACGAAAUUAACAACGGUAGCAAUAUACUGUAUUAAAAGUUAUGUGAAUGUGGCCUCUUUCUAUGUCUUAAAAUAUCUUAUUGUACUGCACAUGCAGCAUGGACGUGGUGGCCAAAGGGAUGAGUCAUGUCCCAGGAGGGAUGGCCUGGGGCAGCUGGAGAUUUCUUCACACUCUUCAGAACAGGGCGCAGUUUGAAACUUAUGAAUUAUUUUUGGAGUUUUCCAUUUUAUAACUUCAGACCACAGCUGACCUCAGGUAACUGAAACCUUGGAUAUGGGGCCACUACUGUAUAAAUUGACAUAACUUUAGUAUGGCUGGUGACCAAAUUAAUACAGUUUUUAUAAAACUAUGUUUCUUUAAAAAUGGAGGAUGAAUGAUUAGUGGUAUCUUGAAAAAAAAACAUGUUAUGAACAUAUAAUUUUAAAUCAACUUUUGCUUUAAAAAAACCCUGGAAAUGACAUAAUUAUAAUCAUUUUGAAAUUAAUAAUUUUAUAUACUUGACUGUCAAAUUCAUUUGGUCUGUUUUAUAAAAUAUGUAUAUAAAUCCAUAUAAUUUGUACCUUUGGCUGUAAAUUUUUUUCUUAAAUAUAUUUGAUAAUGUGAGAUGGUAUUAACUGAACCAUAAAAAAUAAUUUUAAAUGGAAUUAUUGUAGGAAAAAGCUAAUGUAAGCACACUGUCAUUCGCAUUGAAGAAGGAUGAUGAUAUGGCUCAGCAGCCUAGAAUCUUAACACCCAGCUUAUAGGUGGUUCAGUUACUAUACUGUUCUGAAGUCAGUUGUGAUUGACUGGAAUAUUAACAUGUCAUGUUAGCAUGGUAGUUUGUACUGGUUAAUUCAUGCCCGGUUUUCUUAUGAUCUAAAUUACUGAAUAAUGUACACUCUUAAUGUCUAAGCUUUUAUUUGUACAGUAAACAUGUUUCCAUGUCAUUUUGAGAAUUUUUUUAAUAAACAUUCAAAUAGCUUGCUGUAAAGUUUUGUAUCAUACAAAAUUUGUUACAUACAUGAGAUGCUUCAAUUCAAAUAACAGUGCAGUAACACCUACUAUACCUAAAAAACUGCCAAAUAAUGAAAUGUCAGGUAUUCCACUUCUAUUUCCAGUGCCAGUUUACACAUUUUAAAUUACAUUAAGGGGAAGUCAGUACUAUUAGAAUCUUAAUUUGGUCCAUUUUAAUUGUAAUCUUAAGGACUGUGCUCAUUUGAUCUAUUUAAGCAUGCAUUCAGAAACAAAAAGUAAUAAAAAUGUCAAGUGAUAUGUUUAUUUCUGGAAAAGACAUUUAUCCUGAAAGAAAGUCGAAUUUAUUAAUGUACUUUAAAGUCUGUGCAAUUAAAAAAAGUAACAAAAACAUCAACUUGUGAUUUUUUCUUUAAGUAAAAUAUACAAAUCAACUUUGCUCGUAAUCUCACAGCAUUACUAACCUGGACAAACACACACUGCCAGAAAUGUGCUUUUCUUUGUCUUUCUAUGACAACCUCAUAGAUGAUAAUGUUUAUUCCUGUUUGUAGCAGUAGUCUGGGACAUGAAUAGGAAUAAAUUUGCAAAAAAUCUGGUAAAUAAAAUCUAGUAAGUAAAAUCCAACAUUUUCAGGUUAGCAUAUUUUUUUCCUUAAAUUUUAUAAUGCAAUCAUGAUGUUUUAUUACUUUAGAAAUUUUAGUAAAAGGUCACAAUUCUUUUGGCCUCAAUUCAGCCAUGUACAUGGUAAAUUAAGCAUUUUGAAAUAAAUGUACAAUGUUAAGGUAUCUAAGAGUGUGCCUCGGCUUUAUAAUAGUAUCAAGUGGUGCAAAAAAACCCCAUUUUCAACUGUUACAGUGAUGAAUGCAGAAAGGAUUUUAACUGAAUACUGUUGAAAUAUUUGUGAUCUAGAAUAAGGUCAUAAUGUCACAUACAUACAUAUAUUAAAAUUGUCCAGUAAUGUAGAAUACUGAGCACAAAAUUUGCAGCAAAACACUGGGAAACUUAUUAAAUAUUUCUCUCUGACUUACUCUCUGACUUACUCUGACUGACUUGUUACUUGAAUACUUGGAAAUCUUGUGCUUUUGAUUGUUUCUUGCCAUGUCUGUUUUCUACUUGUUUUUUUAAAAAAGAUAUUUUACUGGCAUAUGAAAGAAGAGCCUUGUAUUACUCUACAUUCCUUUUACCCAAGUAGCUUGGUAAUAUGCAGCUUUGUGUAUUUGUGAGCAUUCAAAACUCAGAUGUGCUUUACGUCUGAAUAGAUAGUAAGUAGACAUUGGCAGCACUAAUACAUAACUAUGAUGUGCAUCGAGUUAGGGAAUGAGGAGGUCCUUGCUUAGGUAGUACCUAUUGUUUUAAGUUGUACCCCUUCUGCAGCAUCAGAGAUGGUGGGAAUUUGGGAAGAUUACAGGGAAUGAGAAAAAUUGGGCUAGGUUGUCAUUGAAUAUGCCAGGAAUCAGUACUUUCAGAUAACGUUGAGGGUGUGUGCGUCUGGGGGGCGGGGAGGGUGUGGGGGUGUCCAACCUUUUAAGCAUAGAAAUAAAUACUUUAUAGAUACAUACCUAUAGCCAUUUGCAUUUUAGUCGGCUGUAUUUAAUCUCAUUUUAUCUUGCUCUGAUUACUGAAAUUUCAAAGGAGAACCUGAGCUGUGCUCAUGUGAUUGUUCUAGAAACAUACUAACUAAAGACCCAUAUUCUUUGAAAAAAUUAUAGGCCAUUUAAAAAUAAUUUUAUGAUUAGCUGAACUUUUGGAUGUAUAUUUCAUUUCCCAGAGUUAUAUCUAUGCAAUACUUGCAAAUUUAUUUUAAGAGAUUGUAAGUUUUUAAAUACUAAGCUUUUUCAUACUUUGAGUCUCAUUUUCUAAUCAGCGUUACUAUAGAUAUCAAUCUAGUACGCUCUGCUAAUCUGUAUUUGGUUUAGUUUUUCAUUUAUCAGGUAGGGAGAUGUUCUCUUGGAUUUUUAAAUCUUAAAAACGAAUGGUGGGAGAUCUAAACCACUAAACAGUCUUAGAAAAUUUCCACAACAUGACCAACACAUGUUCUUUAAAAGCUUUUCUUUAAGUUUGAUUUUUUCUUAUAUAAUAGAUUAAUGAUUCUAGGGGCAAAUUAAGAAUGUAUGAAACUUAGGUAAAUGAAAAUAGUGUUAUCUGGAUAUUUUCUUCAUGAAAAAAUUGAAUCAUGCAUAUCAAUUGUAAAGAUUUUGUUUCACAUACAAAUUCAAUCUUCUUUAGCCAUCAGAAUCUUUAAAUAAUCGAAUGUUUUAGUAAAUUACUAUUGUGUUUUUGAUAGGCAGUAAUAAAAACAAAAUGUUUUUAUUUCUUUAAUGUUCGAUGUAAUACUUUUAUCACUCAGUUUACUUGUCUCCUAGUGGGACUCAGUAAAACCUUGGAUGCACUGUUACGAUUAUGUGACUGUGAAACCCAUCAGCACCCCCACACCCAAGUCUAAUACCGUGCCUAGGAAGAUGUUGGAAACAGUUGCCUUCGCCAAUGGAAGUGUCCUAACUAGCUAUUGAGAUUUACUUUCUUUUCCCCCCAAAUAAUUUCUUUUACAAAUCCUUGAAUUUUCAUGUAUAAAUAGAUGAGAAAUUAUAUGCUUCUUUCUUAAAUUAUGUAUAUAUGCUAUAAGUUCAAUACAACUUGUACACUUAGCUACCAAAAAUGUGCAAUCAUUUUUACAUGAAAUUUACAUUUUUUGUAUUUACAGUUAUUUGUAGGUUAUUGCAAAACUAUUGUGCAAGUAGAUUACACUGUCAAUACCACAUACCAAUCUUUGAGGAAAAUAUUUGCUAAAAAAUAAAUAUUUCUGCACAGAGUAUUUCAAAAGCAUCAUGAUUUCAUGCUAUAAUAUGUGUAUAAAGACUAGGAAAUAGUAUUUGUUUUGGUAGAUUGUUUCAUCCUGUUUAAAAGCAUUCCAAGGUACUUACUACUUACCAAUGCAAGUGAGCUUCUUUAUAUCAGAUAACUGACAUUUUCAAAUGAUCACAGAAUAGUUUUUGAAAUCUAUUCUUUACCUGGCAAACAUUCUAUUGUACAUUUUUCUAUCAAAAUUAUAGAAUGCAUAUUUCAGCUAAAUAGAGGUAAUUUGCCUUUAAUUAAAAUCAGUAUGUAUCUAGGAGAUAAAAACUAGGGAUUCCUUAACAUUUUUAUCUUAUUUAAUAUUUGGAAAAAAGGUGUCUUGACAUUUCAAAGCUUUUGUAAUUUUAGGGGCAUUUUGAUGAAAUUGGAGAAGUUAAUUAUAAGACUACUGACCCUCAAAUUUUACUCCUAAAUAAGGAUGAUGGGAUGGUGUGGAGUUUUCUUGUAUAGUGAAACAAUGUAAAGUCAGCAUGGAAAAAAUACAUAGUUUAAAUGCUAACAGUUGUGAUUCUUUUCAAUUUAAAAACAAAAACAGGAAGUAAAAAGACUAGGUUAAAUGUAUAGCACUUUAAAAUCCCAGAUAUCCCAAAUUAUUUUGUGUCUCUCAAAAUAUAAAUUAACUGAUGGAAGUCACAGAUGUCAUGACUACAACAUAGGAAUUUAUGUUUUGACAUUAACUUUUCAAGAAUAACCAUGUUAAGAUUGCUGUUUUCUUUAGAAGUUUGGUUAUGAUUGGUAGAACAAUGAAAUUGGUCAACUGACUGUAUUCUUGACAUCUGUGUUCUUAUCAUUGCACUCUGUAGAUGUUUUAUUGUUCACAGUAAUAACUUACUAGUUUUAAAUAUCUUCUUGUUAAUAACCUCUUAACCUCCACUUAAUUUUUGAUAUAAAUUAGCCUUGUGAUAAUUUCAUGCUGUCAGUUUUUUCAUGUCAUGUUUUCCUGUGAAUUUUCUAUAUUGCAUAUUUUUAAAGCAGUGUAUUUGUACCACAAAAGCAUAAUUAUUCUAUGAUUGGGCACUGAUCGAUUAUAAUGUCUAAUAUAAGGAAAAAACACUUUUAGUUGUUAAAAUAUUAACAUCACUUCAUUAUAAGUUAAGUAGAGCUAUAAGAAAGCCUUGAGUGAGAGCACGUGAGAAGUCAGGCAGGGGGGUGGGGUGGGCAGAGCUGUUGCAAACCUGGAAAACAAUUGCAACACCAAUAAAUGGAGAAUUUUAUCAGUGUAGGACAAAGGCGAUAUUUGGCAAAUAUUGGAUGUUGCAGCAGAGGAAACAUCGCUAACUCUGGCAUUCUGCCCUGAGCAAAUGGAUCUUGGAGAGUUGUGUGAGAAUCCUUACAUAUAUUUUUUUAAUUGAAUUUAUUCAGGUAAACUUGUUCAAUACCUGUCAUAGAUUUUUGUCAUUGGGUGUAAAUGUGGUCAGUGUUGAGCAGGGUAAAGAGCAACAUAAGGUUUUCAGAAUACCUAAAUUGUUCUGCACUUCCUUCCAGCAUAAAGCCACCAUCUCUGUGAUCCUGCACAAGUCACAUGACGAUCUUACAGUUGUAUAGUGCUUGAUGGUUUACUAAGCACUUCCCUGUGAUGUAUUUUAGAGGAUUCUAACCACGUCUCUCGAAGAUAUUUAAGACAUUACCUCCAUUUUUAUAGUUUUUGAUACUGGGCCCCAUUGAGGUUUUAUCAUGGCAGUAGGUGGAGAGAGUUACACCUGAAUUCAGAUUUAUCAUUGAAUCUUGCCAUUUCCACCAUUCCACACUGGAGCUUAGGCAGUCGGAGGCUAUAUAAUAUAGCUGUGCUGUGAGUGAGAAAUCCUAGAUGCCUGAAAACAACCGUUAUAACUAAAAGUCUAUUUUGUGGAAAAAAAUAGCCUUUUCCUUCAAAAUUGUAAUUUGAAAAUGCAUUUUCAAAUAUCCAUUUGGGAACUAUAUCAUGAAUCUAAAGAAGGGCUUGCACAGUGAGGCAGCGUUUAUAGAAUACAUUCCGGUAGCACUGAACUUGACAUUACCUUUGCAUACUGGGUGUUUCACAUCAAUUCAUAGCAGAUGUAUUGGUAACAAUGUGAUUCAUACUCUCUAUUGUAAAUAGUAAGUAUUUAAAGCUAUAAACCUAGUAGUGCAAAAUACAAUUAAGAGGGUUAAACAAUGGCUACAUGUGUGUUUUUCUGAAUCAAAAGCUAUAGUCUUGAUAACAGCUGUUUAGUUGGAGACAUAGCACGUUGUGCAAAAGCUAAAUUGUGAAAAUUAUGUUCCUGAUUUUAAUGUCAUGUUCCUGAAUGAGAACCAAAGAAUAGCAUUUUUUCAGCACCUACUAUGUGCCAGGCACUUUACUAUAUGACAUCUCAUUUUCUCCUUGAGCUUCUUCAAGGCAGGUACCAUCAUUUCAUUUUUACAGAUUCAGAAAAAAAGACUCAGGGACAUUCAUUAACUUGCUCAGGGUCACAUAGCUGUUAAUGAAAGAACCCAUGGUGACCCCCAAGUUGGUCUGACUACAGAGCCCAAGCCCUCACUGUUCAUUAGUACAGUUUUCAUGUGCAUCAUGAUCUUGUGGGAGAAGGCUUAGUUAAAGGGAUUGCUGGGUCCCCCCGAGUUUCCGAUUUAGUAGAUCUGAGUGGGGCCCACGAACCUGCAUUUCUAUGGUGCCCAAGUUGCUGGUGCUAGUGCUGCUAAUUUGAGGAGCACGCUUAAUAUCUCAUCUUGUGUUUCCAGUGGCUCACCUGAUAGACACACUUGUUUUACUGCAAAAAUAUAAUUAGAAACCCAGUAACAUUUGAAUUUUUUAGUGAUUUACAGAAGUUUUGGUUUGCAGUAAGAAGUCUACUUAAAUAUAUAUUGAUGUAGUUUUGGUAUUAACUAUGGAUAAACAAUUUAAAGGCUACACUAUAUCAUAAAUGAGUCAAUGUUGCAAUUCAUUUUUAGCAACUAGAUCUACCCAUUUCUUUUUUUAGUCAUGGAAAGCAUUCAGGGGGAAUACACUGUCAAUAAUUAUUUUAGAUAUGCUGAUGAGGUGAUACAUUUUAUUCUUAGAUAAUAUAUAAUGGGGUUUUAAAAUAACAUUUAGAUAAGGACAUUAUUUUAGGCAUUUUGGGUCUUUGCUAGAGAUCAACCUCCAAAAGGAUCUUGUAAGCAACCUUUAUACAUGCAUGUAAACCUGCCAACAAAUAAAUGCCACUCUGCCCUGAGUUGGCUGCUGUAUCUCCUGACGAGGAUGACUGGAAAGCUCAGCUGUGAUGAACAACCCAUUCUAAUGGACUUAAGAAACUAUCCUGUCCCAAAUGUGUCCCUGCCUUCCAAAGUUUGGGGAAUGAUUGAUUAGUAAUUU
Molecule: messenger RNA, 9321 nt
Organism: Phyllostomus discolor (pale spear-nosed bat)
Lineage: Eukaryota; Metazoa; Chordata; Mammalia; Chiroptera; Phyllostomidae
Gene: GCA
Product: grancalcin
Exons: 8
Coding region: 147-806 (219 amino acids)
Molecular function (GO): calcium ion binding
Source: RefSeq, a predicted model, not a curated record